Messenger RNA from Phytomonas sp. EM1, 1800 nucleotides. NCBI's taxonomy places the organism in Eukaryota, Euglenozoa, Kinetoplastea, Trypanosomatida, Trypanosomatidae. The record is from the annotation of a GenBank genome assembly.
AUGGCUAAUAUAGUGGAGCUGGACCAGAUACUACGGAAUGUAGCAAUCGUGGAUGAGGAAACGUUAGGUCAGUGGAUUGUGCUCAGUGAUAUCGCCAACGCGAGUGUGUAUUUUAAUGCCAACGUAGCGACGUCUUUUGCCGCGGUACGGAAUAUAUCCGAUAUCAUUGUUACGAGAUACCUUAACAAUUCCAACCAGAAUGAGGUUUCCCUGCAUUGUAAGACCAAAUUCUGUAUUUUACUUAAUAACUUCGCGCUCUACCAACCCGUUCGAAAAGCCGUUUUUGCGGCGUUGGAGAAACUCACUGGUGUUUUCGAGACCUCCAUUGCGGCGGAGAGCAGGAUGCCAUUCGAGUCUGAGCUGGGAAGGAUGUCGGAGCACGUGCUGGUGCUACUGAUGCGGUGCACUGAUUACAAUCUCAAAGCUGCGGCCAUUCAUGAGUUCACGGAAGGCCAAACACAAUUCGCCAUUCAACUCCUCCUGGCCAUCCUACUGAAGGAGCCACCGUACGAGUUCGAUCUGAGGUGCAAUUGCAUCACUGGCAUUUACGGAUUCACGCAUCCGCAAGCCUUCUUCACGCCUGAGGAAGAUAUCAGGGAGAACUCGUGCGCAAAAUUCACGGAAAAGAUAGACUUCAUUCUCAACCACAUGCUCCGCCUGAAGGCGACGCAAGUGAUAAACGAAGUCUUGAAGGAAGCUAUCCUCGAGAAGGAUACCAAUCCGAUUGUGCUACGGCGUGGUGUUAGCGAUAUGAUGCGCUCCAUUAUGAAUAUAUUCAAGUUCAGCUCAAACAACUCAUCGCAAUGGCGGAAGCAUGUAAUUCUCCACACAAGGUUUAUGCAUGAAGCGGUGGUGAUGCAUACCCAAUCUCUCGUGAAAAUUCUGCAAAAGCAGGUCAUGGAGGUACCUUUCAUUGUGUCUAUGGAUUUGCUGAAGGCGCUUAUUUUGACGCUUAGAUUCUGCGUCUUCGCGUCGUACCGCCUCGGCAGCUUCGCGGUUCAGCUAAGGAGCUACUACUCCUCCCUCGUGAGUUUGUUCGAGCUGCCGAUUCAAACGCAGCUCGCGGAUGCGCGUCAGUCAAGGAGUUUUAUCGAUCUCUACAUCGCCGCUCUACACUUUUUGUGUAACAUGAACGCCUUAGACGACACCACCCCUCUGGAGGAGAGGGUGACCUUGGUGUUAGGCGGAGAUCGGCUCGCGCACGCCCUGGAGGUCUUCCUCAACAACGAAGUCGCGGUCUGCGGGAUGCCCGUCGUCCAGGCCUGGCAUCGGCAGUUCCUGGAGAACGCCCUGGAGUGGCCCCAUGAGUCGCAAAACACCACCUACAAUAGGAUCAACUCGAUUUUCGAGAAUCUGCUGCGGCGUGAGCAGGCCGCGGCCGCCCCGACGGCCGCCCGUCUGCCCGCAUCGCAGCAUCCAGCGGAGAUGGCAUCGGGGAAGGGGAGGGAAUCCGACAAGGCCGCCGGCGGUGGCCCCGGAGCGUCCGUGGGUGACUUUCAUAGCAAAGCCAAACCCGAACCCCACGCGGCGCCCAUGCAAGAGGUGGAUACGAACCUCCGCUGCGUGCUCACCGGGGAGCUCAUGAAGAACCCCGUGAGGUCGCCCUACGGCCACUCGUUCGACAAGGCGGCGAUUCUGAGUUGGUUUGAUCAGAACGGCUCGGUAUGCCCGAUCACCGGAAAGCCUUUGGUUGCCUCGCAGCUCGUUCCCGAUACCGUCAUGGGCGCGAAAAUUAUGCAGCAGAUCAUCACUCAAAGUAUGGCUACGCAACUGACCGACGAUGACUUGUACAACUUCUAA